Lactuca virosa is the source of this 1494-nucleotide messenger RNA. The record is from the annotation of a GenBank genome assembly. NCBI's taxonomy places the organism in Eukaryota, Viridiplantae, Streptophyta, Magnoliopsida, Asterales, Asteraceae.
AUGCCGCCACCUUCACCGCCACCGGUGGUCCGACGGUGGUAUACCGACGAUGAGCGUGAGAGUGAAGAAGGGAGAGUUCUGUCGAGAAUCGGAGGUUCCAUCACCAUGGUCAAUACCUUUGUUCUUGUCAAGACCAUAUGCGAUGGCAGCAACCAUGGAUUCGUUGAAUUAUUCCGUUCGUAUAUCAAACAAUAUGACGGUUGGACCCUCAUGGUGAUAUGUGAUCUACAUAAUCAUCCACCUGCAGAAUAUAUGGAGGGACAUGCUUUUGCUAUGCGGUUGAAAGAACACAAGAAACAAUUGGUGGCUGACUUGACAAAUCAGAAUGUUUCACCACAUGACAUACUCUCGAUAUUAAAGGAGUGCGACGAGAAUAAUGUUUCUACACUAAAAACCAUAUACAAUGAGCGUCUCAAGAUUCGCUCGUCCCGAAAUUAUGGAAAAACUCCAAUGCAGGUUCUAAUGGAAAUUUUGAACGAGAAAUAUUUUGUUACGGAGUUCUCCGUAAACAAUGUUUUAAAUUAUCUGGAUGAAGUUUGGUUAAACAAAUACAAGGAAAUGUUUGUCUUAGUCUGGAUCGAUCAACAUCUCAACUUUGGACAACGAACUACAAAUAGAGUUGAGAGUGCACAUUCAAAUCUAAAGAAGUACUUGGAUGGCACAAAUUCUUCUCUUGAUAAAUUUAUUGGUUGUCUUGAUCGAUUUGUGAGGUCUCAACUUCCAUCGAUACAUGAUAGUCUUGAAAAGAAUAGAAUUGUUCGUAAACGGGAACACGACUUGCCAUGUUUUAGAUUAUUGUGGGGUUCAGUGUCACAUGAAGCUUUCGAUAAACUAGUUGGGGAACUUUAUUGGUUGAGUGAAAAUCAAAUUGACUCAUCAAACUGUGGUUGUAAACUACAACAUAAUUGUGGCUUACCAUGUGCUUGCAUGUUAUCAAUUUACUUGAACUCGGGUGAGUAUAUUCCAUUAGAUUCGAUAGAUAUAUUCUGGAGAAAGCUUGAUUUAUCAGAGUCAAGUUCUGUAGCAAAUGAGGAUAUUCAUUGUGAGGAUGAUUUAGAAAUGAUUAAAGAAAAGUUCUAUCAACAGUCAAUAGCAGGAAAAAAAAGUAUGAUAAGAAAGCUAAGAGAUAUCUUCCUACCAAGUAAAACACGCAUUAAGGAACCCGCAAUUCAAAAAAAUACUCGUGGACGACCAAACUUGAAGAAACAACAACAAAAACGAGUUGAUUCUACAAAUCAAGCUCCCAGAAGACGUAGCUAUUCAACCACAUCAAAAUAUGAUGGAUUGAAUUCAACAUGGAUGAACAAGGAACCCGAAAGACAUAGUUCAUAUGUAAUCGUAAUUCCAGACAUGAAUGAAGCAAUUCUAGAAUUUGAUGAAGCAAUUACAGACAUGAAUGAAGCAAUUCCAUACCUGAAUGAAGCAAUUCCAGACUCGAAUGAAACAAUUCCAGGCUUAAAUAAAUUUCUGGAUUCGAAACAAGAGCCUCAAUGA